AUGCAAAAAAACUUCUCAGGACAACUUAAAGGAAAAUUAAACCUUGAUGACUUAAAGAAAAGAUUAGCACAAUUAGAGAAUAUCACAAAAGAGCUCAACGAGAAAUUUAGCCAGCUUCCUACUGCGGAGGAAUUCAGCACAUUUGUAACAUGGCCAGCGUUAGAAGACGCACUGAAGGGAAUACGGGAGGAUUUGACCCCGGCUGAGAGAACUGUCAUUGAAAUGUCUAGUCAAACGGAACCAACUGGCAGUGUAUCAAACAAAGUAAAAAGUUACGACCAAGUGCCCUCAAGACCAGGGUCAUCUAGACCAGUGUCGAGGAUGAGCACACCCGGACCCUCGGAACAACUGCUGGAAAUCCUCGAGAGACUCGGCAAACUGGACAGUGAUCAUAUGACCUUGAAGAAGAGAGUCGAUGACAUUGAGGAAGAAUUGAAGAACAAAUUAGACAAGUCUGCACUAGAAGGUCUUGGUGUUCCAGCUGAGCUCUUAGAACAGAUUGGAAAACUGAAGGAAGAUCUGGACUCAUUGGCUGCCAUGAGAGAAAAGUCUUCUGAUACAGACAAAAAGAAACCUAACCCAAUAUUAGUCUUUGGUUCAGUUGUUAAAAUGUUAUCAAAGGUGUGCACUACGAAGAGUAGCCAUCAACCAGACUCAUCUACAGAAACAGAAGCAACAGAAGCAACAGAAACCAAUACAGUAUCUGCUGAGGAUGAGCUUGUAGCAGUAUUAAGCGCCUCGGCUGUAUCUAAUGCUGCCUUAGAAGCUCUGCAAGAAAGAGUUAUUGCUUUGGAGGAACAAUUUAAAUCAUUCAAGGAGAAUUUAAUGGAUGACACUGCUUAUCAGACUGAUGUUUCAGACCUUAAUGGUUGGUUGGCACGAAUGGAGAGCAAGAUUGCUACUAACAAUGAUGACAUUGCUACAACACAAGAAAGUGAUGUAGACAGUGGUAAAGGCAGAUCUGAAAAGCCUGAAGAAACCACAACCAAAAAAGAAACUAAAGUUAUCGAGAAACCAAAGAAGGCUAAAGAGGAUGCUGUGAUUGAAAGGUUAGAAGAAGAAGCAGGUUUCUCUAGAGAAAUGGAUGAAAUUCUGUGUGAUGGGCCAGUAGUAGAAGUGUCUUCUCAGGUGAUUUUGUCUGCUCCAGAGCUACAAGCAACCAAUGAGAAACUAAAGAAUCUUGGUUACACAUUAAAUGAGCAGCUUCAUGCAUUAAGGGACAAGGUAUUCCUGGUGGAUCAUGAACUGAAGAGGAUGGCUAAAGGAGUUGAAUUUGCCCUUAUGAGGUCUAAGGCAGCUGGUAAUAGUGACAUGGAUAGCGAUGCGUUGACUAGAGCACAGCAGGCUAUCUUGCAGCUACAAGCCGAGGUAGAGAAACUACAUCAUACAACAUCUGAUAUUAUAGACGAGAAUAAACAGAGAACCAUACAAAUACAGGAUCUAUUGAAAUACUGUGAUAAAUUACAAGAAGAGAAGGCCGACAAAGACUAUGUACAGAUGGAGGUAGAUGUGAAAGCAGACAAGAAGUCUCUUGAGGCAAAGGUGAACACAAAACUGUUUGACAAGACAACAGAAGAAAUAAACAAUAUGAUCAAGGAGAUAUUAGACAAACUAACAGGACAUGAUGCAGACUGGAAAACGGCUUAUAGUAAGCUAACUGAAGAUAUUGAUGGCAAACUGGAUCGGUUAGAGCUUGACCCACUGAAAGAAUGGUUAGAGGCAAGACUGAAGGCACUCAAUGAUAAACUCAAGAAAUACCAGAGUAACCAAGAGUAUUCUGAAGAUGAUGCUGCAGGAAUUAGAAAACAAUUGAUCCAGAGGUUCCACUGUAUAUCAUGUGAUAGGCCAGUAGACAUGCUUCCAACUGGUCCAGUACCUUCGCUGCCUGCUCAGAUGGGUUUGAACCCCACAAAGUCACCAAGACCUUACACCACUUUCGAGCUUGACCAGAUCAGGCAACAUGGAAAAAGUUACUAUGCGGGUAAGAGUAUGAUGAACUUUGAACGUGCUCUUGCUGAGAGACAGCUGGCCUCAUUGAAAAAAUCUGAUCUUAGAGCUUUUCUUGUUCACUUUAAACAAGAUUUAACAUCCAUUGCACAGUAUUCACAGAAUUUAACCAACCCUGAGAUAGCAGACUACUAUGCAACUCCAAGACCCUGUGGUGGAAGUCAUACAAUGACUUAUCCUCACAAGAGGAAUACCAAGCUCACACACCUUAGCCACCUGUUUCGAGAAGAUGAAGCUAUCAUCAUACCAGCAACAAAAGAGGAGAUAGAUAUACAAGGAGCAGACGGGCACAUUUACCGUGGACGUCAGGAUCACAGACCUACACAGAAGCUGGAGGCUCGUUUUCCCACUCAUCUAGGACAAAAUAAUAACAAUAUGGGAAUGAAUGUGAGGCCAACAAGCCCCCAUCCUCCCCAGUACAAGCCCAAGAAUCAGCAGUCUCCAUUGAUUACACAGCAACGAGCACGCCCAGUUUCUGCUAGGACACCACCAUCACCACGACCUUCAUCCGCAGGUCAAGGCCAACAACAGGGGUCAAGGCCAGUGUCUGCUAAAGUUGCAAGAAUACCAAAUCAGAAUCAGGCUCCAGAAGUAUAUGUUGAGGAAGCUCAGAGACAAAUGCAACAGGAUGUUGAGGACCCAAUACAGGAACAAAGCAUUCAGCUAGAAAUGUCGUCUGCUGAUCCUGUUACAAAUUAAAAGAUUUGCUUUCUUGGCAUAGCAAUGACUCAGCAAUAUAGAAUUUACAAAAAAUAGUUUCAAUGUGUUUAUAGAAGUUAUUAUUUUCUAUUGAGUGCUUUCUUGAAAUUUAUAUUAAAAAAAAUCUCUGUAGAAUUUUUACAAUUGUAUAAAAUGCGUCAAAAGUAUUUUGCUUCAUAGAAGUAUUGGACUAGCUCAGUUUAUGAGAAAUGCAUUGGAUGUUUAAUUUAUUUAUAUAAGGCUUGUUAAAUAGGAUAUUUACAAUUGUACCUCCAGUAUUAUUUAUGUGCCUUGUGAUAAACCUUUUUUUAGGAUAUUUGUCUUUAAAAUUUCUUUCUGUACAUCUUUGUUAUGUUACUCUUCUUUUGUUAAUAAAACCUUUGUUGAACCACAUCAAUUGUUGUUGAAGGACAUUGUCUGUGAUUUGUUGAGUUAUUGCACCUUUCAGUCAGUCUACAGUCAUUCUUUGCUUAACUAUGUGUUCUUUGCUGAGUAUUGCACUGUUUUUUAUUGUUGCUUAAAAUGUAUUAGCUACUGUAUUAAUGAUGUAUUAAAAUAUUCCAUUCUUUUUUCUUUUUCCAAAUUUUCAAUUAUAAAUAUAUACUUAGAUAUUCAUAAAACAAUAUUUUUAUUUUAUUUUUCAGACAAAGUUAGGCAAAUGCAUGUGAAUAUGUAGAGAUAAUUAAUUAUAUUUAUUUAAACAACAGUUUAGUUCAAUGAAUAAUGUAAAAUGAAUUACAUUGUAUUAUCAGCUUUAUGUACCAGAUUAUAUAUAACUUGAAUUCAACAUAAAUAUAUCCUACAUAAAUUAUAUGGGUAUUAAAUAAUAAAGUAAAUAAAAAUUUGAUGUACCAAUGGAUUUUUUAUGAUGAAAAUGUAUACCCUGUCUAAAUCAAUAUAACUAUAGAAUACAUGGUCUAAUUUCAUUCAUGUUUUAUUUUUCCUUAUCAUAUUUACUAAUGUAUUUACAAGUACUCAAAAUUUUUAUAUACUUAAAAUUUAAUGUUGCUGCCUUGUAUGGGUUAUGUUACUGUCAGAAUAUUCAAUGCUGUCUUGGAGCUAAAUUUAUUAUAGUUAUGUUAUAUAUUUAUGUUUUCCUUGUAGAUUUAUUUCCCAUUACUUUGUAAUCUUCAUUUUUUUUCCCAAAUGUUUAUAUAUACUCGUCCUUGUGCAACAUUUAACAUCAGCUCAAGGUACUAUUGUGUGAACACGUUAUGUAACUUUAAUUCAGAUUGAUUGAUGUAUUUCUAUACACAUAAACACUUUAUAUAAAAAAAUCUUUACUCAAGCUAUUAUCAAAACAGAAAAAACAGAAUCCAUAAAGAACAUCCUGAACGUCCUUAUAAAAAACUUGCUUAUAAAUCUUGAAGUCUACCAUCCCUGAAAAUAGUAAACAUAAUUGUAUGUUCAUAGAAUGGUGUCAUGACUGUCUUUCAUUCAAGUGCAAUCUUCUUUAUCCUUGUGUCUUGUCUAUUGUAAGGUACUGUAAAACAAACAGAAAGUGAGUCGUAUUAUGAUCAAUCUUCCGUCUCUUACAAAUGUCACAACUCAUCACCUUAGUGCAAUGUCUGGGUAACUCCUAUUAAAUUAGGAAGGACUUUACCCAUUGCUGCACUAAGGUGAGGAACUGUUGGUUUGAAUUGAUCCAGGAAUAAUUAAUUCUUUUAUUCCCAUGUCCGUAAUUGAGCUUUAAGAUUUUACGAAAGGGACUUUUCAAAGUGACCAUUUUCAUGUGAAUUAUUCACAAAUUCUUACGUUUUUUGACAGUGUUGAUGCGUCUUCAAAUUUCAAAGUAAAAAUGAAAUAGAUAAGCUGUAUAAAAUGACUUAACCUUCUUAUUUAAGUUAUAUUUUCGUCAUUGCUAUUAAUAAAAGGUGUGAUGCAGUUUAUUGAAGGUUUUGUCCAUUUAAAAUAAUAUGAAUAAUAUGUUCAAAUUUAAUAGUGUUGAAUGAGGUCUUUAAAUAAAUGUUAAUUUCUGUGAUUCUUUUGCUUAAAUGAAUGUAAUUAGCUCAAUACAGACAACGUUUACCUCUUUUCAUUAUGAUAAGUACUGUUAUAAUAUUAAUAUUUCACUAAACCCACUUUGCAAUGAAUGUUUAAGUAAUAGUUGUUUUUUAUGUGCCUGGACAUGUGACAUCUUUUAGUUGAUGCUUUAGAAUCAUAAGGUUAUCUCUGAAACUAAAUUAUAUCUAGUAUUUAUGACCUUGUGACCUUAUUCCUCUAAGGCAACAACUUGGUCAUCCAAGGACAUGUCAUUUUAGUACUUCUAAUGAAACUUUCUUUUUUAUUCCGUUAUGUUAAUUGUUAAAAUGUUUGCUUUCUGCCAUGUUUAGUAUUUGCCUUACAGCGUGCUUCCGUCCCUUGUUAUCUAUAUACAAUAUUGUUUUAUAAUUGCACACUUUUAAUAGUUGUAUAUUUCAUUAUGGAUUAUAAACUUUGCUCUAAGCUAGUUUGACAUAAUAUGAUUAACAAUUUAUUUUGGUAGUUAAUUAAAAUGCUAGAACAAAUGAACAAUGCCUGGCUUUCUACAACACAAUAGCAUUUUAGGCUUGUAUUGUUUGGUUUUAUUAACCUGUCAAUUACAUACUGAUUACACGGUCGAUGCACACAGUAUAUUAAUCUUCGGUAGAUGUUCGGUAAGUUCCGUGAGAUGUACGCUGUACGAUGGAAUUUAAUUUAAUUUGUAUCUUUAAACUUAGUGUAUUCAGCGUUAUAGCGCAAUAGGGUAAAUCACGAGUUUAUAAUCUGAGUCCCACACGUCUUUUAAGUUCGAGGCCGCGUUGGUCCAUGUUUUUUUCUUAUUAAUACUUUCAACAUUAUUGAAUCUAUAUAUGAUUAUUUUAUGUUGUUCGUUUUUUAUUAUGUACUUAAUUUUGUUAUGUAUAUACUCUUUUUAAAUAACAUGUUUUUUAAGAAUUCAUGUUUAAAAUGAAAACGGAUUAAAAUCAAUAAAUGUCUUUUCAAUGCCGUAAAACACACUACAAAUCUGUUCCAUUAAAAUAUACUGCAAAAAUAAAGAAAGUGUACUAAAACAAUGGCAACAGUCAGGGUCGAACCACAGACCUCUCAAUUAUCAGGCAUUCUCUUUACCGACUGUCCUAUUGUGAAUUAACGAAAACCUUCACAUUAAGCUGGCGUGACUUUCAAUCCAUGACAAAUAUACUCCGCAUUAAUUCUCGUAAACUACACGGACCAAACCGAAGUGGGAUCGAAUAUUUAAAUAAGUCCUAUGAUGUAUUCAUAAUUGACAGGUCAAUAAAAUCAGACUAUAACUAACUUGCUAUGAUACAACUUCUUAUUACAACUCUCUUAUAUCAAACCUAUUUUUGUGUGUACUUGCUUCAUUUAGAUUAAAACAUUUUGCUUAAUUGUUAUAUUUCUUAAAUUUGUAUGGUAGUCUUUUUAUUCCAUUUUAACGAAACAAAUAUUAUAAUAUGUAUAUAAAUGUUACAUUAAAAUAUCUGUGAUAUUCAAAAAAAUUGCUUUUUAUAAGUUAAGUUUCUCAUUUGUUAAGUGAAAAUAUUACACUAGUGUGCUUGUUUAUUACACAUUUGCUGUUUUAAGUGAAGAUCAGUGAGAGGGCCAAAACAAUUUUCAACAUUUUUUACCAAAUGUCUACAAAAUAACCACUGAGGAAAAGCUCAAAGGGUGGUCUGUAAAGUAAUUUAAAGGGUAAAGCUAGAAAUUGUAUGCAUUGUUGAAAUAACAUGUGUAAUUUUAAAGCAAUGUUUGAUUUUGUCAGAUAUUGUAUAUUUUUUCUUCAAUUUUGUGAUGAAAAAAGAAAUUAUUUCUGAGUCCUUUUAAAAUUCGUGAAUGUUAAUUUAAUGACACAUUGAGUGUCAUCUUAUGCUAUUCCAAAAACGCUUUUUGUCUCAAAUAUGAAAUUGUUUUAUUCAUGAAUGUUAAUUUAAUGUUGCAUCGAAUUGAUUCAAAAACAAAACUUUUUGGCUCAAUUAAAAAAUGUCUGCAAAGAAAAAUAUUAUCAUAAAAAAUGUCAUUGUCUCAAAUAACAGUUAUAUUUGCUCUGAUGAAACAUGGCCACAUAUAAAAUCUAAUCAAUCUUUUCAAGCCCUGGCUUUUUUAUAAGAAAAUAAUUCAUUUUUACAUAAACAACAUUAAUUGUAUUGAUUAUAUUUAACAUUUAAUAACAUUUGAAUGUGUAUCAUCCUGUGAUAAUUUUAAUGGCUGUCAGGUGAUGGAAUGCAUAAGUUAUUUUUUAAUCAUAUAUUCAUUAUAUGAAAAUAUGUCAAUAUUUAAGGUUUACGUUAGAUUUUAGAUUGAACACAAAUUUACAAUAUGCAUGUCAUAGUUUCCGUCCAACUGUCACCUGUGUACACCCUCUGUUUUGUAUAAUAAAACUUAUAGAUAAG
Ruditapes philippinarum (Manila clam) is the source of this 7076-nucleotide messenger RNA. RefSeq names its product early endosome antigen 1-like. Lineage: Eukaryota; Metazoa; Mollusca; Bivalvia; Venerida; Veneridae. The record is from RefSeq and is a predicted model, not a curated record. Bases 1 to 2706 code for a protein of 901 amino acids. The transcript has 19 exons.